AUGAGUGUGGCCACCGGAGGGGAGGACUUUGCCGGGGGCGCACGCGCUCUCCUGCCUGCCCUCGGCUCGGCCGCCGGGAGCCUACCCGAUGACGAGCAGGCCGCCGCCGGUCGCCCGGAUACCACCGACCCCUCACUCUCGGCACAGAAGCGCAAAGGCCGGGCCCUGAUGAUGAAUCGUCUUGCGCGGCUGCGCAGCGCGCCAGCCGCCUCUGAGCCCGCUGCCGAGCCCGCCUCCGAGCCCGGCCCGGUGCCUGCCUCUGCACCCGUCCCGGAGCCUGUCUCCGAGCCUGUCUCCGAGCCUGUCCCCGAGGCCGCCCCGGCUGUCUCCUCGGCGGUGGUCGUGCCGGAGCCCCCUGCCGAAGUCCCCCUCCCGGCGGCCAUUCCGGAGCCGGUGGCCGGGUCGGCCGCCCAUGCCCAGCCGGUCCCUGCUUCUGGGUCUCUGCCCGAGCCGGUCCCUGCUCAGGUGGUUUCUCCGCCUCCGGCGACCACUUCGGCGCCGGAUGCCUCGUCGCUCUUUGCCGGGUCCGUCCCGGCGCCGGAUGCCUCAUCGCUUUUCGCCAUGUCUGCUCCGGGUCUGGAGGCGUCAGCAUUGUUUGGUGCCCCCGCCGUCGCCACCGCCGCCGGGGCCGCUGUCUCGCCGCCCUCUGCUCCGCCGGCCGUCGGUUUCCCCGGGGCGGCCCAGCCACUGUCACAGCCACUGUCGCAGCCGCAGCCGCAGCCGCAGCCGGUCACCGACUUUUCUCAGCUCUUCUUCCCGCUCCCCAUUGCUGAAGGGACAACCCCCCCGGCCCCGGGGCCCGUCACCUUCCAGCCCACCCCGGACACCUUCCACUCAAGCCCGGCCCCGGCCGCAAAUGCUCCCACCACCGAGCAGGAGGAGGAGUCCGCCUGGCCGAGCAUCCUCCAGCCGGUGCAGGCCCCCUUGGAGGCAUCGGCCUCCUCCAUGACCGUGACCGAUGCCCCGCCGGCCGUGUCGCCACAGCAAUUGGCCCACCCACCGCAUGCCACGCCGCCCCAGCAGCAGGUGGACAUCUCGCACUUCUUCCUGACGCCCGUAUCUCCCGGGAGUACGGCCGCCCCGUCGGCUACCACCACAGCCACGGCCUCGAAUGUUCUCUGGCCACUGUCGGAGCCGGAGCCGGAGCCGGAGCCGGAGCCGGAGCCGGAGCCGGCACCGGGGCCAGAGCCGCAGCUCGAGCCACAGCCGGUCGCCGUUCCCCCGGUCCCAGCUCCCACUUCGGGCCUCGAGCCGGCCGCCGUCAGCUCGCCAAAGAGUACUGGCGGCUCAGCCCAGUGGCGGCCGAUCGGCGGCCUGGACAUGGCCGGCUUCCCCGAGGCCGAGCCCUUCUUGGAGCCUUUCGCUCGGUCCAUCGUCGAGCCUCAUGCCGAGCCGCAUGCCGAGCCCCCGCCGCCCGGGCCUGCCAUCGAGCCGGCCCUUGAGCCUAUGCUGGCCCCGGCCCCGGCCCCGGCCCCGGCCCCGGCCCCGACGUCGGACGCGGCACAGGCCGCUCUUUUUGCCACGGCCGCCGUCAGCGGGCUUGCUCUGGGACCGGAGCCGGUGCUCGGCCUCGAUCAUGGCCAGGCUCCUGGCCAGGCCCAGGCCCAUGGGUCUGCGCAGCACCCGGCCCUUGUGACCCCGACGGCGGGCGAUCCCUCGGCAGCGGCGGCGGCGGCGGCGGCGGCGGCGGCGGCCACGGCCGAGGUCUCCAUCAGUAGCCAGGCCACCGAGCUCCUCAAGUGGGUGGCCAAUUUGAACACCCUGUUGGACCAGCACUCGCUGGCCGGCGCGGAUGAGCCGGCCCCCGUGGCCCAGCAUCCCCACCCGCCGGCCCUCGAGCCGGCGAUCGACCAGCCAGCGGCUUCGCAGGGGUACGCCCCGGCCGAGGACCCGGCCGAGCCGGCUGAGCUCUCGGCGGCCAAUGCGCUGACCGCGCUGUACGGGGCGCUGGAGCACCACCUGCCGCAGAUCCUGACCGAGCGUCAGCAACUGCGUGACGAGCUGGUUGCCAUGCAUGCGGCGCUGGUGGACCUGCGCGCGCAGCAGGCCACCACCGAGCGCGAGCUGGCCGAGUGCCUGGACCAGCGGGCCGCCCUGGAGGCGGAGCUGGCCACCAGCAGCCAGCAGAGCCAGCAGCAGGUGGCCCGGCAGCAGGAGCUCCUGGCCCGGCUGGCCGGCAAUGAGGAGGCCCUGCGCGCGGCGCGCGAUGCCCUCGGCGCGGAGCAUGCCCAUGUGGAGCUCCUGACGGGCAAACUCCUGCAGGCUACCGAGCAAUUGGCCAGCCUGAAGGCCGAGGCGGACUUGGCGGCGGCGGCGCGUGCGGCCGAGGCCGAGGCCGAGGCCGCCGACCGGGCCCUGGACCCGGAUGAGGCGGCCGAUCAUCCGUAUGCCGGGCUCUCGGCGCGGGCCCUGCGAGACAUUGCCCACUCCCUGCGGCUGGAGUUGGAGGAUGCCGAGGCUCGCCUGGCCGAGGCUCGGGCCGAUGCCGGGCUGGCGACCGAGUCGCUGGCGGCCUCGGUGCGCGAGGUCCAGGCACUGAAGGAGUCCCUCCAGGCGGAGGGGGCGUCGCGGCAGGCGCUGCAAGCCCGGGCCACCGGGCUGCAGGAGCGCGUGGCCCAGCUGGAGGCCCAGGCGGCGGCCAUGAAGGAGGUCGAGCAGCGGACCCCCUCGCUGGCCCUCUGCCGGACACGCAUCAAAGCCCUGUCCGAUGAGAAUACCCUUCUCCGGGCGCAGGUGGCCGACUUCGAGAAGUCGGGCCUGACUCCGGCCUCGCAGUCGGCCGCCGAGCACCAGGCCCGGCGGGAUUGGGCCUUCCAGUCGCAGAUCGACAUGCUGACGCAGGCAUUGCACAGCCAGCGCCAGUUGAAUCGCACCCUGCGCGAGCAGUCGGCCUCCUACACGGCGGAGAUCCGCCGGCUUCACGAUGGCCAGAGCGCUCUCUUUGGGCAGCUGGCCGCCGAGAAUGCCCGUCGCGGGAUGGCGGACAUGUCUUCCGAGGGGGACGCCCGGGCGGCCGCCUGGAUCAGUCUCCCCUCGAAGCGCCUGUUGGGCCGGUGCGCGGCCUUGCAAGAUCGCGUUGGGCAGCUCACGGCCGAGGGGACCGCCGCCACCGGGCGCAUCGCCGAUCUGGAGGAGGCCCUAGCCGGGGCCAAUGAGGCGCUGGCCGCCGCGCAGGCCGACCUGCAGGCCCUGCGCACCGCGGCCGACACGCACCAGCUGACUGUCGGGAAUCUGAACCAGCGGCUGGCCAGCCUGCUGGCGCACUCGGAGGCGCUGAACUUGCGCCUGGCCGAGCGGGACGCCGAGAAUGCGGCCGCCCUGCGCCGGGCGGCCGACCUGGAGCGCCAGCUCUUUGCCCUGCGCACUGAGCGCCAGGCCGAGCGCGAGGCGGCGGCCGCCACCGCCAGCAGCCUCGCCGAUGACCGGGCCGCCGCGCAGGCCGAGCUCCAUCGCGCGCGUCUGGCCCUUGGCGCCUCGCAGCAGCAGCUGGAGGCCGCGGUGGCCCGGGGCCGGGCAGCCCAGCAGCGGGCCAACCGGUAUGUGGCCUCGGACCGGGCCCUGCGCCGGGCCUUGAACCUGCCGUCCGAUGAUGAGGCCGACCAUUUGGGCAGUGGUCUGCCUGGUGCCGGGGCACCGGAUGACAGCACGGCAUCGGCCUCGCCGGCGUCCUCCGGCGGGGCGGCGUCGCCCCUGUCCGAGCAGGACCUGGCCGACUUGCUGCUGUCCGGGGCCACGCCGGACGCGGCCGCCAUCAAGCCCGGCACGGCUCUGACCCCGGAGCAGGAACGCCUGCUGGCCAGUGUCGCCCGGGUCCGGCAGCUGCAGGCGUCGCAUCGGCGGGCGCUGGCCGAGCAGGAGCGCCUGCAGGCCAGCAAUGCCGACCUCCAGGCCAGCCUGGACCGUGGCACCUCCGAGGCCACGCGCCUGCGCGCCCGCCUGGACCAGGCACACGAGACCACCCGGCGCCUGGAGGCCGAUCUGGCCGCCGCCAAUGAGCAGGUCGCCACGCUCGACGCGCAGGUGGCCCAACUGGGCGAGCGGAAUGCCGGGUUGACGGCGCAGGUGGCCGCCGCCGGGAUUGCCCAGCAGCGCCUGGUCCAGGACCGGGCUCGGCUGCUGCAGCAUGUCCGCCGGCUGACGGCCCAUCGGCACCGCACGUUGGAGGAUUUGACCGGCGUCCUGGAGGCCAUGGACCGGAUGGUGGCCUAUUCGGACGACCUGGGCCGGACGUCGGACCAGCGGGAGUCCUUCGUGCUGGAGUCCUCCUUCGACCGGUGCAUCCGCUCGCUCAAUGCCAUCCUCGACAUGCAGAUGGCCUUCCUCGACCGGGAGAUCGAUUCCCAACGGAGCAGCCUCGUUUCCGGGGCCUCGGAUGUGGGGGCAAUGGGUCUGGGGCCGACGGCUUCCGGGGGCGGCAUGCCCGCGGCGCCGGACACCCCGACUGCCCACCUGGACCUGAUGGCCCUGGCCCAGCAGGCCGGCCUGAUGGAGGACUUGGUCUUUGAUGCGGGCUCGGCCGGCGCCCCGGCGGCUGGCCUGUCCCCGGCUCGCGGCAAGCAGUCCGACGUGGAGGCCGACGCCCGGGCCGUGGCCCAGCUCCGCCAGCGUCUUGCCAAUGUUGGCCAUGUGUCACCGACCACCGCCGGCCGGAGCCAAGCCGCCGCCCCGGGCCACGCCACCAACCCGGCCUACCUGGGCGAGUCGUCGGCAGCCGGCUUCCUGUCUGCCAUGCACCAGGCGGACAGCCUCCUGUCAGCGGAGCUUCCCCCGAUGGCUGGCAGCAGCCGGCCGAACGGGGCGCAGUCGCAUUUUCAUGAGGGCCCGGCGUCUCCCCCUCGACAUGUGACUCCACCCACUGAAGUGAAGGGCCCUACCUUUGUCGACAUCCCCACCCCGCCGGCCGCGAUGACCGGCCUGCCGGGUGACAGCCCGGCCGGCACCGUGGCCGAGCCGCCCCCCCCGGGCGAGGCUCCGGCCGGUGUCCCGGUGCCCCGGGCCGCCCCGGUCGAGGAGGACCGCUCUCGGAAGGGGGUGGCUCCCCCUGCCCCGACGACCGGGGGGGGCCCCGGUCUUCCGAUUGCCAUGGCCACUGCUGCCCCGGUCGGGGUGGCGUCUCCGCCUCCGGCCGUGACCACCAGCCUCGGCGGCCGGACGACCGUUGUUCUGGACCAUGCGGUGGCCGCCUCGGAUCCGCUGGUCCUGCGGCUCCCGGUCGCCAGCAGCACCAAGCCGGUCAGCCCGCCGCCGGUGGUCUUCUUUUCGGAUGCGCCGGUUCGCACGCCGGACUUCGCCCCGUUGGCUGGCGGCGCGUCGGUGGAUGCCACCACCCUCAGCAGCCCCUCGGAGUCGGGCAUGGUGACCGCGCGCGAGUCGGCCGCCUCCUCGCCCGGGCUGAGUGUGGCCCCGGCGCCCAUGGGCCCGGCCAAGCCCCCCCCGGCCGAGGACCCCCUGUCCAAGUGGGCCGAGUCGGAGGAGGACACCGGCUUCGGCUCCUCGGCCGGCCUCCGGAGCAUCGGCCCGGGCGCCUCCGCCGGGGCCCCGGCGAUCGAUCCGCUUGCCAAGUGGGUGGAGGAGUCCGACGGGGAGGAGCAGGAGGAGGAUUUCCUCCCCCGGGGACCGGCCCCAACGGCGGCGGCGGCGGCGGCGGCGGCCCCGGCAUCGGCCGACCCGCUGGCCAAGUGGGUCGAGUCUGACGAGGAGGAGCAGGAGCAUGGUGGGGCUGCCGCCCGGCCCGCGGUCCGGAUGACCACCUUCCCGGCCCCGGCGGCGGGGAUGCCCCCCAUGGCGGGGGCCGCCUCCGGCAAGCAGCCAGUCGAUCCCCUGGCCAAGUGGGUGGACUCCGAGGAGGAGGAGGACGGGCAUGUGGAUCUGGACUUCGAUGGGGCCCCGGCCAUCGGGGCUCGGCGGAACUUUUCCCAGCUCGGCCUGGUUUUGCCCGGGGCCUUGGCGGCUCGCCCGACCGGGGUGGCCUCCUUGCCGAAGGCCGCCGGCGGUCGUCCGACCCUCAUCAGCUUGGAUAACAUGCACCUGGUCACGGGCCUCGGCCAGCGAUCUGCGGACGAGUCGCUCGUCGGGCGAUCGGCCUCUUCGCCGCCUCCGGAGGCCCAGCAGCCCCCGGUGAAAAUCCCGCGCACGGACACGUCCGGUAGCCGUGGCGGCGGCGGCGGCGGCGAUGAUGACUGGGAAUCCGCCUUCGAAGAGGAUCUGGAUCCGUCCUUCGCGCUGAGCCGCUUUGGCGCGUCGACCAUCAAGUUCUCCACCUCGGCCGCCGCGUCGCCGAUGGUUUCGGCCUCGCUGGCUGGGGGGACCACCUCGCCGGGGCUCGGCCAUGGCAUGGGGUCUGCCUCGUCACAGGGCGGCAGCGCGCCCGGCAGCAGCGGUAGUACCCCCUCCGGACGCGGGCAGGUGAUUGCCCUGAGCCAAGUGCGCGCGGCGUCGGCGCGCGGCGGCGCCACCUCGGAGAGCAUUCUGCAGCAGCACCAGGAGGAGGAGGAGGAUUACGAUUUCGACCUGCCGGCCGGUGACGGGCGCCUGGUUUUGACCGCCUCCGAUGUUCGGACCGCCCAGCACUCGGGGGCCGGUGCCAGUGGCGACCAUCGGCUGGUGAUGGAUCCGACCGGCGGUUCGGCCGUCGGCACCGGGCUGGCCCGCACCCAGAAGCCGCCUCUUCCCCCCGGAGCGGGGGUCCGGCCUGGCGGGUCGCAUGCCGGGGGGUCGGCCUCGUCCGCGCUGCUUGCGCAGACCAUGACCAUUGGCCGGACCCUGGGCCGGAGCAUGUCCUCCGGGACCAGCGGGGCCGGGCCUUCGGGCGGCGGCGCGGCCCGCGGAGGCAGCAUGCGUCUGAAUUUCACCGAAAACAAGACCUGGUCGCGUGGGCAGCUGAAGAACGCCAUCCUCGGCGAGGCGUCCCUCAAGAAUGAGGCGGAUUCCUGGCUGCAAUUUGACAACCCCACGGGCGAGGUGGAAACCGAGGCCAGCCCAUUGCUGGCGCCGAUGUCCGCGGCCGGGGCUGCUCCCUCCCCUCGGCUGGACCAGUGGCAGGAGUCCGAGGCUGACAGCCGGGAUUGGGGCUCGCACUGGGGCGGUGGCUCGGCCAGCGGUGGGGACUUCAGCGAUUCGUCGUUCCUGUUCACGCCGCGCGAGGUCCCCUUGUCGGGUCCUGCCCCGGGGGCGGGGGGCCCCGCUGCGGGGCCGGCCCCGGCGACUACCGCCAGCUUUGGCAGCAUGCCCGAGGCCCUGGAGUCCGAGCAGUCUGAGCCGGAGCAGCAGGCGACCUUCGGCCGGCGGGCGUCCCGGCGUGCGCGCAGCCUCUCCGGCAACGGGGUCUUCCCCGGGCCGGCUGCCGCCGGUGGCUCCGGGUCGAUUCCCUCUUCAGACACCGAAGUGGCCCCGAGCACCCCGGCGCGGGGCCCGGCCCCUGUUGCCGAUCCGCUGCCGACGGCCGAGCAUCCCACCGAUCCGGAUCGCAGCCCGGCGGCCAUUCGCCUGCUGUCGCUCUUCUCGCCGCCGGCUCCGGCUGCGGCCCAGGCUGCGGCCCCGGUUGCCGCUCAGCCGGCUGCCGCCUCGCCCUCGGCCGAGGGCCUGGCUCCCCGGCCGCCCUCGCCGCCACCCUCGUAUGAGGAGCUGGCUGCUGCGACGGCCCCUCUUGCCGAGGAGCAGCAGCCCGUGCCGAUGGUGGCGCCCAUGUCGCGCACGUAUUCGGCCGCGCCGCCACCCCUGCCGGGAGCCGCCGCGACCGCGGCCACCCAUUCGGCCCCCCCUCCUGGCGGCCCGGCCCUGCCGCAGCCGGUGCAUCUUCACGCCCAGCAGCAGGCCCCCCUGUCCGGGCGUAUGGCCCCGCAGGUCUUCGACCUCGGCAACCUGGCCAGCAUUCCCACCCCCUCGCUGUUCAUUCCCCAGCCGCCGGGGCUCGGAGCGCCUGGGGCCGGGGCCCCGCUCUUCCAUCCCGGUGGCGCCGGCGGCGCCGGGCCCACCAUGAUGGUGCCUCCUUCUCCCUUCGGCGGCGCCCCCGGUGCCGGGCUUCUUCCUGGCUCCAUGGAUCACCAUCGCAUUGGCGCUGGCACCGGCCUCGACACAGGGGCCUUCUCAGAUAGCGACUUCGUGUCGGCCGACGACGGCAGCGACAUGGACGCCUUCUAG
Messenger RNA from Fonticula alba, 8139 nucleotides. RefSeq lists its product as hypothetical. The record is from RefSeq and is a predicted model, not a curated record. Bases 1 to 8139 code for a protein of 2712 amino acids. The transcript is spliced from 3 exons. NCBI's taxonomy places the organism in Eukaryota, Rotosphaerida, Fonticulaceae.